UCGUCUUCUUUGUGGAAAUGUCGCGACCGACUGGCACGGAUGGAUCUGACUUUGGCUUCCGCCAGCGGGUCGAGUCGCAGUACUCGGACAGCGUUCGCGUCAAGGGCACCUUCCGCAAGCUGAACGCGGGCGCUGCGGGGCUGACUGGCGCCUGGCUCUCGCUGGUCGUCGCCGCGUCCUUCAUGGCGCCCGCGUCGUCUGCCGCGUCGUCCGACUUGUCGUCGGGCACACUCCACCCGUGGCUCGUCGGAGCGUCGUUUGCUGCGUCACUGAUCGCACUCGCGCUCGGCAACGUCGCCAUCGUGCAGAACAACACAAUGUUCAUUCGGCUCUUCCUCGGUCACGUCGUCCUCGAUCUCGCUGCCGUCGGUCUGGCAAUCUACUUUGCAUUCACUGCGACAGUCCGCCACGAGCAGAAUCUCCUGUUGGGCAUUGCGCUGCCAGCGCUCCUCGUGGUUGUCAAGGGCUUCCAACUGUCGUUCGGACGUCGGCUGCUCGCGGUUUGGCAGCAACCCGCUGGACGCCAAAGAAAGACCAAGUAGAGAUCUCGUGGCUUGGUUGGUGCUGCUUCAAUACGAUAUGCACACUCGGCCGGUGGUUCUAUUUGAUGGUCGUCUGCCUGCCUGCUGAGUGGUUUGAGCAAUGAGAAAAAAAAAUCAAAACUUUGCUUUUUUGAAACCAAACAAAUCGUUGACAUGAAACAAAACAGCAGAAACACAGG
Capsaspora owczarzaki ATCC 30864 is the source of this 721-nucleotide messenger RNA. RefSeq lists its product as hypothetical. Gene Ontology annotation, biological process: vesicle-mediated transport; endoplasmic reticulum organization. The transcript has 2 exons. The coding region runs from base 18 to 542 and encodes 174 amino acids. The record is from RefSeq and is a predicted model, not a curated record. Lineage: Eukaryota; Filasterea; Ministeriida; Capsasporidae. Gene Ontology annotation, cellular component: endoplasmic reticulum membrane.